AUGCCGGACCUUAAAUCCGACCUGAAAAGUGAGCUAUCCGGAAAUUUCUGUGAUCUGGUAUUGUUUCUUAUGAUGGAUUAUCACUAUUCGCUGGCAAAAUGUUGCUACAAAGCAAUUUCAGGCGCUGGCACUAAUGAAAGUGUUCUUAUUGAAGUCCUCUGCACUGCAACCAACGAAGAUAUUAUCAAAAUCAAAGAUUCAUAUCUUAAAGGUGAGUAUAUGCCCUUCUGA
This is a messenger RNA of Protopolystoma xenopodis, 231 nucleotides long. Lineage: Eukaryota; Metazoa; Platyhelminthes; Monogenea; Polystomatidea; Polystomatidae. The record is from the annotation of a GenBank genome assembly.